AUGCCUGUGGUUGAUCCCAAUCACCAACGAAGUCAAGCUGCGAGUCUACCUAUUCGCAAUUCGCCCUAUUAUUACGUGGGGAUCGGAGACUUGUUCAGCAUAUCUACGGUGAUGGAGAGGCUUGAUUGCACGGAACGAAAGCCGCUUAGACGGCUACUUGGCUACUUUUGGCCUAGGGAAUCAAAGUUUACAAAUAUUGCGAAGAUACGCCAACAGGAUACAAUACCAGCGAUCAAUAUCCCAAAAAGGAAGUUCGCACAAAAUCCAAUGGAAAGCCCAACAGAUUUUGACUCUGACCUGUACGAUCGAGUGAAUUAUUUGAACCUUAUGAAUCAAGUCAAGGAUCGUGACAGCACCAGGAAGUGUAGCAGGCGAGCUCUUGACGAUUCUGAAGCACCAUCGCCACGCCCGACUGACCAAACUGGAAUGAUCCCACCGGCUCCUCCUGACCCUCAUAUCAAAUACUUAUGGAACGAAAGUGUGGACAUUAAUGAUAUGGCUGGAAUGGAGCAAAACGACAUGCUCCAACUGCGUAUUAUGCUUGGGAUUGAGCGGAUUUCUACCGAAACUUUGUCCCGCUACAACGUCAGAGGUCACGUGGAUGGCUACGACCAACCUGCCAUUUUAUAUCCCAGAUAUCGUGGUUUAGCUUCUCGUAUUCGCAUUCCAGCGGGAUUGAAAGUUAUACGAAAGGUGGGAGACCGCAUGGAAAAGGAAAACUACCCUAUUUCAAACGAGACAUUCCAAAAUAGAGAUAUCAGCGAAUCGACAUUUUUUGGACAAGGGAAAGGUGGAUUUUUUAAAAUGAUCUCCCAAAGACGUCCACAUCUCGGGAAGCAACGAACACUUGAAGAAGUUGAAGCAGCAGAACCUGCACAUUCCACACAAUCAUAG
This is a messenger RNA of Necator americanus (New World hookworm), 894 nucleotides long. RefSeq lists its product as uncharacterized. Bases 1 to 894 code for a protein of 297 amino acids. Gene Ontology annotation, cellular component: mitochondrion. Gene Ontology annotation, molecular function: 5'-3' DNA helicase activity; single-stranded DNA binding. The record is from RefSeq and is a predicted model, not a curated record. The transcript has 7 exons. Gene Ontology annotation, biological process: mitochondrial DNA replication. Lineage: Eukaryota; Metazoa; Nematoda; Chromadorea; Rhabditida; Ancylostomatidae.